Messenger RNA from Trichoderma reesei QM6a, 2202 nucleotides. RefSeq lists its product as uncharacterized. The transcript has 4 exons. The record is from RefSeq and is a predicted model, not a curated record. Gene Ontology annotation, biological process: regulation of actin filament polymerization. The coding region runs from base 1 to 2202 and encodes 733 amino acids. NCBI's taxonomy places the organism in Eukaryota, Fungi, Ascomycota, Sordariomycetes, Hypocreales, Hypocreaceae. Gene Ontology annotation, molecular function: protein binding.
AUGGCCGAGGUGGACGCCGUGCCCACCUUUGGCGCAGAGCUAAAGGAUGGCUUCAAGGCGGCAAACGCCUGGGUCGGCCACGGCAUCGCCUGGCUCGACGAGCUCCAGCAGUUCUACCGCGACCGCGCCGCCAUCGAAAAGGAAUACAGCGCAAAGCUCGAUGCGCUGGCCAAGAAGUACUUUGAGAAGAAGAAUAAGAAGGUCUCUCAGCUCAGCGUUGGCGACACCCCGACCUUGACUCCUGGAUCGCUCGAGAGCGCUUCCUUGACCACCUGGUCCACCCAGCUCACGACGCUCGAGUCCCGCGCCUCCGAACACGACCGCUAUGCAAACAGCCUCAUAUCCCAGGUCGCCGAGCCUCUCAAAUUCUACAACACCCGCUUCGAAGAGCUGCGCAAGCGCCACGCCGACUACGCCGAGAAGCUGGAAGCCAGCCGCGACGCCUGCUACGCCGACUUGCGCAAGGUCAAGACAAAAUACGAUGCCACAUGCCAGGAUCUCGAGAGCAAGCGCAAGAAGACCGAGUCGCACCACGACAAGAGCAAGGCACAGAGCGCCUACCAGCAGCAGCUCUUCGACAUGAACAACGCCAAAAACACCUAUCUCAUCGCCAUCAAUGUUACCAACAAGCAAAAGGAGAAGUACUACCACGAGUAUGUCCCCGAGGUCAUGGACAGCUUGCAGGACCUGAGCGAGUUCCGGACACUGAAGCUCAACUUUCUGUGGGACGUGGCGACCCGGCUGGAGAGCGCGAUGCUUCAGCAGAGCAACGGCUUAAUCGAGCACCAGGGCAAGGAGAUCCAGAGGAACCUGCCGCACCUGGACUCCAUGAUGUACAUGCGCCACAACAUGGGCGCCUUCCAGGAGCCGCCGGACAAGGUUUUCGAGCCCAGCCCCGUCUGGCACGAUGACGAUCUCAUGGUUGUGGACGAGAUGGCUAAGAUUUACCUGCGCAACGUGCUCACCAAAUCCAAGGCUCAGCUGGGCGAGCUGCGGAGAGAAGUGGACAAGAAGCGCAGAGAGGUGGAAUCCUUGAAGGGUGUCAAGAAGCGAGUUCGGGAGGGCAAGGAAAAGAAGGACGAGGUGGAAGUCAUCCGCACGCUCUUCGCCAUGCAGGAGGAUCUCAUCGCCACCGACCAGAAGCGACUCACAGCCGAGGUCGAAACCACCACCAUCACGAGCGCAGUGGGCGACGUGACGCUAGGGGCCAAGAAUCACAACUUUAAGAGCCAGACGUUCAAGAUACCCACCAACUGCGACCUGUGCGGAGACCGCAUAUGGGGCUUGAGCGCAAAGGGCUUUGACUGCCGAGACUGCGGAUACACGUGUCACAGCAAAUGCGAGAUGAAGGUGCCCGCGGACUGUCCAGGCGAGCAGAACAAGGAAGAGCGAAAGAAGCUCAAGGCCGAGCGCCAGGCUGCUACCAACAGGCUCGUUGCGGCCGAUCCAGCAGCGGCAUCGCACGUCUCCGACGAAAACCUGACCCGCUCCAACACGAUGACUUCAGUGAGCUCGCAUUCGCGGCAGUCUGUCCUAUCCGCGCCACAGACACCAUCGGAGGACGCACCCUCUGAGGCCGCUCCCAAGGUGAUUGCGGCCGCGGCAAAGGCACCUGCGACUGCAGCCCCCGCCAAGAGGAACAGGGUCAUUGCGCCCCCUCCCACGGCGUACAUCUCACAGCCACCAGCGGGAAGUCUGAAUGGAAUUCUGGAAAGGGAAGAAAAGAAGGGUAAGAUGCUGUACCAGUUCGAGGCCGGCGGUGACGGGGAGCUGUCAGUAGCGGAAGGCAAAGAAGUGGUGGUGUUGGAACCAGAUGAUGGUUCCGGCUGGGUCAAGGUCCGCGAUGGCUACAAGGAAGGUCUUGUACCGGCAACCUAUAUCGAUCUCAACUUUACCCCGUCAGCUUCCACGGCAUCGUCCGCCCGUCCAUCCUCCACCUAUUCCACGUCCACCACAUCGUCAGUAACCCCCAGCGCCGCCUCACGGAAGAAGGGCCCGGCGGUGGCGCCCAAGCGAGGGGCCAAGAAGCUGCGGUACGUGGAGGCGCUGUACGACUACACGGCCCAGAGCGACGCGGAGCAUUCGAUGACGGAGGGCGAGCGCUUCGUGCUGAUCAAGGAGGAUACGGGGGAUGGGUGGGCCGAGGUGGAAAAGGCGGGCGUGACGGCGAGUGUCCCUGCCAAUUAUAUUCAAGCUGUGUAG